This is a messenger RNA of Ctenocephalides felis (cat flea), 2283 nucleotides long. RefSeq names its product THO complex subunit 1 (gene Hpr1). Gene Ontology annotation, cellular component: THO complex part of transcription export complex. Lineage: Eukaryota; Metazoa; Arthropoda; Insecta; Siphonaptera; Pulicidae. The transcript has 8 exons. Gene Ontology annotation, biological process: signal transduction; regulation of DNA-templated transcription elongation; mRNA export from nucleus. Bases 85 to 2070 code for a protein of 661 amino acids. Gene Ontology annotation, molecular function: protein binding. The record is from RefSeq and is a predicted model, not a curated record.
GUCAUGAGCUUAAGACUAACUAAUUAAUAAUAAUUCAUGGUUUGAUCUAGAUAUUUUGAAAUUUUUAAAGCAAAUUGGUAUUUGAUGAGACCCAAAAGAAGUAUGGCUUCAAGAAUUGGAUUUGAGGCACUGAGGGCUGAUUAUAAUGACCGUUUAUUAACGGCGUUUGAGACAAAAACAUUUGACGAGUUACUAAGUCAUUAUCAUGAGAAUAAAUCCUCUGAUUAUGACAAAAAAGCAGCUGUGGAACAAGUAUUUCGAGAUGUGCUACUCAAAUUUCUUAAAAAUAAAGAUUUAGAUUUGUUAGGAAAUUUAGUAACAUUUUGUAUUGAAUGUGCUAAAGCGGAAAUGACUGGACCUACAAUGCCCGUGGUUCUGCUAGGAGAUAUAUUUGAUGCACUUACUUUGAAAAAUUGUGAAUCUAUGUUCUGUUAUGUUGAAGAUAAUGUAGCUACGUGGAAAGAAGAGAUAUUUUUCAUAGCUUGUAAAAAUAAUUUGCUGAGGAUGUGCAAUGAUUUGCUCAGAAGGUUAUCACGGUCACAAAAUACAGUGUUUUGUGGACGAAUCUUACUUUUCCUGGCUAAAUUUUUUCCAUUCAGUGAAAGAUCAGGCUUGAACAUAGUCUCUGAGUUUAAUUUGGAAAAUGUAACUGAGUUAUCAACUGAAGAUUCUGAUCUCAGCUUGAAAGAGUCUCUUGAAACAGAUAAAGAUGACGACAAAAAAGUUAAAAUAGAUUAUAAUUUGUAUUGUAAAUUUUGGUCACUACAAGAGUUUUUCAGGAAUCCAAAUCAGUGUUAUAACAAAGUACAAUGGAAAGUAUUUACUUCACAUACAACAAAUGUUUUAUCGGCAUUCAGUAGUUUCAAACUUGAUCUUUUACAAACUAAACAAAUAUCUAAGCAUGUUAAAAAGGAUGAACAAAUGGAAGUAGAUGAUGAAAUUAAAAAAAUAUCAAGUGAAGACACACAUUAUUAUGCAAAAUAUUUAACAAAUCAAAAGUUGUUGGAAUUACAGCUAUCGGAUUCAAAUUUUCGCCGAUAUGUACUAGUACAAUUUUUAAUUUUAUUCCAAUAUCUGAAAUCUACAGUUAAAUUUAAAAGUGAGGGGCAAGUUUUGUCAGGGCCUAACAUUGAUUGGGUUAACGAAACUUGGAAUCAAGUCCUUUCUUUACUUGGUGAAACACCUCCUGAUGGUAAACAAUUUUCUUCUGCUGUUGAACAUUUAAUGAAUCGAGAAGAAGCAUGGAAUGGUUGGAAAAAUGAAGGCUGCCCAGAAUUUAAGAAACCCACACCAGUGAGUUUAGAUACUGAAGAUGGUGACAAGAAAAGUAAGAUUUCUGAAAAAGUACUUAAUCGAGCUAAAAGGCCCAGGAAGCUUUUAGGAGACAUUUUAAAAGAAAGCCAGGCUCAAGGAAAAUUUUAUAUGGGACAUGAUGAUUUGACAAAAUUGUGGAAUCUAUGUCCUGAUAAUAUGUUAUCAUGUAAAGGAAAAGAUCGUGACUUUUUGCCAGGUUUAGAAUAUUUGGAAAAUACAGGAAAUGAUUCAAAUAACGAAUGGCGUGCAUUACGUCUAGCAGCUAGAAAAUGCCCACAGUUUUAUACAAAUAGUUUCAACACAACUGGUAAACUUUCCGAUUUCUUAAAUCAAAUUGCCACAAGUUCAAAUGUAGAAGGAAAAGAUUCGAAACAGCCAUUAUCCCCGGAAACAAAUCAAACAGAUGAGACAGAAAACUUUUCUGAACCUAUUGAUUCAGAUUUUUUGAAAACGGAAAAUGAAGCACAAAUGAUGGAGCAGCCUUCAACAAAACCUAAAGUUGCAACACCCGGACAAAUUGAUAUUCUUUCUAUUAAGAUUGCAAGUGAAUGGAAAAAACUAGCUACCAAACUUGGCUAUACAUCUGAUGAAAUAGAAUUUUUCGAGUCAGAAAAUAAAACUCCAGCUGCAGCUGCUAAAAAAAUGCUGCAGUUGUGGUUCGAAGAUGAUGUGGAUGCAAGUUUAGAUAACUUAGCCUAUACGCUAGAAGGUUUAGGAAUGAUUGAUGGUGCUGAAGUUAUAAAAACUUUUGAAUGAGCAUAUUGAUUGUGAUAAAAUAUAAGUGGAUUUCAUUUAUCAAGACAGUGUGCAUCAAUAUUUGAUGUCGCGUUUUGUAUUAAAGUGUGUUUUAAAAUAAAAACAAUAUUUUCUAGAUCUUGAAUUCGUUUUUCAGCUUCAUUUAUAGCUGUGUUAUCACAAGGCUUUGGAUUAGUAACUGCAUCAAUGUUUCGUUGAAUGCAAUUAUGUUUU